Cercopithifilaria johnstoni is the source of this 609-nucleotide messenger RNA. The record is from the annotation of a GenBank genome assembly. Lineage: Eukaryota; Metazoa; Nematoda; Chromadorea; Rhabditida; Onchocercidae.
AUGUCCAGUGCAGUCGUUUUCAUUAUUUCUCUUAUAGCAAUACUUUCUUUCGUUCACUGUUUACAGAAUUUAUGUUACAAAGACUUUGAUAUGAAACAUAUUGGCUGGGAUAUUUAUUGCUAUAAAAUAUAUUCAUUUGAUAGAUUUGAUAUUGAUGAAUAUCGUGCGUUCUGGAAUGGAAUAGAUGGAGAUCAACGAUUUUGUGAAAUAUUUACGCAACGUACCGGACAAAAGGGUUAUAGCGUUUCAAUUCGCAAUAGAAAGGAAUAUGAAUUCGUUAAAGUACAAUAUCGAACAGCUGAUUUCAAUUUAAUCUCCGUACCAUUGUUAAUUGGAUUGAAAUAUGAAAACGGUCGUUUCUAUUGGUUCGAUAAUUCGACAUUCAAUUAUACCGACUUUUUUGAACCUGAUUAUAAGACGCGUUCUUAUUUAUUUCGAAAAGGCCAAUGCCGGCGAUUUUAUAUGUAUAGUCCACCAACAUAUGGCAAGAGGAAAUAUUUUGUCCUUGAUAUCGAUUGUCGAGUGCGAUUCUACGAAUAUCGUCUUUUAUGUCGAUAUAAAGUUCCACGUUCAGACGUAAUUUUUGCUUCUCUUUCAACAUUCUGUUAA